UCCACACAGAUCUAAGCCAGCUGCCCUGUUUUAAACACUUCACUGCAAGAGGAGUGGAAGAGAGGGGGAACCCGCAUGCAUCCCCCCUACCAGUGUGCUCAGAGUACACUGGCAACGCAGCUGCCAGCUCUACAAACAGCAGACGAGCAGCUACAAAUGGUAGAUUUAGAGCUUUGCUGUUAGGUAAAAGGCCGGUCUUGGAGUCCUGCUUCAGAUUCUCAGGACCCAAAGGGCACUUGCUGCCCUGAGAGGGGGUCGUUCAAGCAAACUGACCCUUGGGGUUAAGUAGAAUCAGUUUGUGUGAAGCUCUGUGGAGGAGGGGAGGAGGGAACAGGCAGCAGUUAGUGGGAGGUGGGAGGCCACGGUGGGGCUCCUGCACUGCUCAAGAAGGAGACGAAGCAGUCGCCGGGAAGCGGGGGAAAGAGGAGGAGAAUGGCCACGGGAGAAAUCACAACACUUCCCUCCACACCUGAAGACGGCGGCAGCGGCGGCUUUCCUCCUGGAAACUUCAAGGAUCCCAAAAGGCUGUACUGUAAAAACGGGGGCUUCUUCUUGAGGAUAAAGUCUGACGGGGGAGUGGAUGGAAUCCGGGAGAAGAACGACCCCCACAUAAAACUUCAACUCCAAGCAACCUCCGUGGGUGAGGUGGUGAUCAAAGGAGUUUUUGCUAACCGCUAUCUGGCGAUGAACAGAGACGGACGACUGUUUGGAGCGAGACGAGCUACGGAUGAAUGCCAUUUCCUGGAGCGGCUCGAGAGCAACAACUACAACACCUAUCGCUCCAGGAAGUACCCGAACAUGUAUGUGGCUCUGAAGCGGACAGGCCAGUACAAGUCCGGAAACAAAACGGGACCGGGUCAGAAGGCCAUUCUCUUUCUUCCAAUGUCCGCCAAGUGCUAAUCUGGGAUCCGGUCAAGAAGUAUUAAAAGUCUUAGUGGCAACGACGAAGAAGAAGACGAAGAAUAAUAAUAAGAAGAUGUGACGGCAAUGAAGACAGAGUGUUGCCCAAAAUAGCUGUGAUCCUUUCCAACUGUUAACAUCCUAACAGUUCAGUUUUUGUUUUUUCAUCUUGAGCAUGUCUACUCUUAUUCAGCUUUACUUCCAAACCGUGGCACACAUUCACACCUGGCUGCUUCCCAGUAAAAAACCAACCGGCCGCUACUCGAGUGCCACUGGAGCCAGGUCGCCUUGCUCAAGCGCACCUCAACAGAAUGGCAGCACAGCAUUAUUUUAUUACACAGAUCUUCCCUCUCUGUCUGAGGGCAACCUUCUGAUCACAGGCCUGCUUCCUACCCUUCACUUAAUGACUGUGUAAGUCUGAGUAUUUUGUCAAAAGAUGUGUCGCGCAGAUGAAGAGGAUUCAGAAGAUGCAAUCAAAUCCUGAGCUCUUGUGACUUGAAGACAAAAGAAGAGAAAGGUCAGAACAAAAUAACUAGAUUUUAGAAUUUUUGAUCUUGUAACUCAAAUUUUUUGUUUUAACAGACCUAAACACAGUGAACACACUAAAAUCAAAACCAAGGCUAAACUGUUUUUUCUACUUUCUACUUUUCUUUUUACACUCGUCAGCAUAUUGACACACUUAAAGGGUUUGUAGCUGGUUUCCUGCGCUUGUCUUCAUUUUUUGAUAAAAUUCUGUUCCUCUAUUGUUCUUGUAUGAUUUGAGAUUUGUGCA
Molecule: messenger RNA, 1672 nt
Organism: Seriola dumerili (greater amberjack)
Lineage: Eukaryota; Metazoa; Chordata; Actinopteri; Carangiformes; Carangidae
Gene: fgf2
Product: fibroblast growth factor 2
Exons: 3
Coding region: 433-900 (155 amino acids)
Biological process (GO): fibroblast growth factor receptor signaling pathway; positive regulation of protein phosphorylation; regulation of cell migration
Cellular component (GO): cytoplasm
Molecular function (GO): fibroblast growth factor receptor binding; growth factor activity
Source: RefSeq, a predicted model, not a curated record